UGCUGCAUCGGAGUCAUUUUGUUGGUGCACCGUUAAUGGCGACCAGCGGACGGAUAAAUCUGGAAGUUUCUAGAUAACUCACAGUUUAUUGCAGCGCUGUUUGGAAGAAAAGGUUGUAUUUAAUACUGAUCGAAUAAUGGUGAGAAGCAAGAGCCGAACACCACCACGGCGAGAGAGACGUCGUUCACGCUCAUCCUCAAGAGAUCGCGAGCGGAGGCGCAGGGAGCGCGAGAGGUCCCGGUCGCGUGACAGAGACAGACGGAGGUCGCGCUCACGCUCCCCUCACAGGCGCAGAUCCAGAUCUCCACGGCGACACCGCUCCUCCUCCCAGUCUCCAGUGCGGCAGAAGGACAGACGGGAAGAUGAAAAGGAAGGGAAGGAAAAACCUGCAAAGAUCCAUCAAAUAUCAGCUGAAGACAUGCAGGGAAAGACAGAGGAGGAAAUAGAGAUGAUGAAACUGAUGGGGUUUGGAUCCUUUGAAAGCACAAAGGGUAAGAAGCAAGAUGGUUCUGCUAAUGCAUCUGCGAUCAAUGUGUCUCAGAAGAGAAAAUACAGGCAAUACAUGAACAGGAAAGGUGGUUUCAACAGACCUUUGGAUUUUAUUGCCUGAUCAUGGAAAGUUCGAGCCAAGUUUUAACAUCUUUGACCGUUUUGUUAUCCUCUGUAAUGAAUUUUUUUUUUCUAGGUGUAUAUAAAUAUGUACCAGAAAAUGUUCGCCUCUUUUGCUUUUCAGUUAAUGCCUGUCAUUUAAGUGUCAGAUUAGUUUGCAAUAGAUGAGCAUCAUAGCUAAUUUUGAUAUUGUGGAUUCUUUGCCUGUAGUAUCUUCUUUGUGAAACCCUUGCAGUACUAUUUUUUUAUUUAAUUUUUUUUGUGGAUGUUUUUGUGCAUGAAAAGCUUUUUCUUUGAUUCUUGUAACUUAUGCAUUAUUUGGUAUUAAAAACCAAGAUAUCACAUAUUUCAAUAUAAUAAUUUGACUUUCUUAUUUUGCUUUAAGAUUAAAAG
Molecule: messenger RNA, 1002 nt
Organism: Xyrauchen texanus (razorback sucker)
Lineage: Eukaryota; Metazoa; Chordata; Actinopteri; Cypriniformes; Catostomidae
Gene: snrnp27
Product: small nuclear ribonucleoprotein 27 (U4/U6.U5)
Exons: 6
Coding region: 137-610 (157 amino acids)
Biological process (GO): RNA splicing
Cellular component (GO): precatalytic spliceosome
Source: RefSeq, a predicted model, not a curated record